CCAAACUUUCGUUGGAACGACUCGACGACUGUAUAAAGUGUCACAAAAUGUCUUUCAAAUACAAAGCAAAUUACAUAAAAUUAGUAUCGAGUCCAAAUGAGUCAGGAAUAUAUUAUCUUAUUUAUAUACUUAAUUUUUGAAUACUCAGGAAACGUUAGUCAUUCACACUGUUUACAGUCGAGGUGUUUAAUAACUCAACAAUACUCUAAUCGAAAAAUAUAAUUAUUUUCUAGUCAGAAACUAAUAAGUGAGGCAACAAUGAUACCUCUCGGAUUAUCUCCAGUUCAUCAACCAUCAACUAGUACUACUUCAACGCUAGCAACUGCAGCUAGGGGAAGCUCUGCUGUUAAACCAAACUAUACUUUGAAAUACACACUAACCGGACAUACUAAAGGUGUGUCAUCGGUAAAAUUUAGCCCUGAUGGAGAAUGGCUUGCAAGUUCAUCUGCCGAUAAACUCAUUAAAAUAUGGGGAUCUUAUGACGGAAAGUUUGAAAAAACUAUUAAAGGGCAUGAAUUAGGAAUUUCAGAUGUAGCAUGGUCAAGUGACAGUAGGCUACUAGUUUCUGCUUCUGAUGAUACAACUCUCAAAAUAUGGGAGCUUAGUUCGGGUAAAUGUUUAAAAACUUUGAGAGGCCAUAGUCAUUAUGUUUUUUGUUGCAAUUUUAAUCCUCAGUCUAAUCUUAUCGUUUCUGGCUCAUUUGAUGAGAGCGUUAGAAUUUGGGAUGUUAUAACAGGGAGGUGUUUGAGAAUAUUACCAGCUCACUCUGACAUUAUAAGUGCAGUUCAUUUCAACAGGGAUGGAUCCUUAAUUGUUUCUAGCAGUUAUGAUGGUUUGUUUCGCAUAUGGGAUACUGCGUCUGGACAAUGCUUAAAAACUCUUAUUGAUGAUGAUACUCCUGUAUCAUUCGUUAAAUUUUCUCCAAAUGGCAAAUAUAUUUUGGCAGCAACUUUUAAUAACACUUUUAAGUUGUGGGAUUACAGUAAAGGAAAAUGUUUGAAAACUUAUACAGGCCAUCGUAAUGAAAAGUACUGCAUAUUCUCCAAUUUUUCCAUCACAGGAGGAAAGUGGAUCGUUUCUGGUUCGGAAGAUCAUAUGGUAUAUAUCUGGAAUAUACAGACAAAGGAAGUAGUUCAAAAACUUCAGGGUCAUACAGAUGUAGUACUUUGUACAGCAUGCCAUCCAACGAAAAAUAUUAUUGCUUCAGCUGCUCUGGAUAAUGAUAAGACUAUAAAAUUAUGGAAAAGUGAUGCAUAACAUUAGUCAAUUUAAGCAAACUGUUAGGUGUAUAAAUUUUCGUUACUCUAAUUCUGUAAAUAACAUUACUACAAAACGUGUAUUAUGUAAGAGCAUUUUCAUUUUUUUAUAUUUUUGUAAUUUAAAACAUGAGUUUUACGUCGCAUUCAGUUAAUAUUUCGAGGUAUUUAGUAAAAAAGUGAUUGACUUCACAAUCAAUAAAAAAAAUAUUACAUACUUUAUUUUUACAUUACUUUAAAUUUCAAAGUCAUAAAUAUCAUAAAAAUUAAAAUGCAAAAUCACAGUUUAGAUUGAAAUGUUUUUUUUUCAUACAUUAUAUGUAUAACUAGUUGUUAAAUACUUAAAAUUUUGCGAACUAUGGUUUUUCAUCUAUACCCUUGCGAAUUCUCGGCCACGGCGGAAAGCUCGUAAAACUGUGGUAAAAAAAUCGUCACUUCGAGAUGAACUUAUUUUACUGUAUAGUAGUUUUAUGACGUAUAACUCAAGCAGGCUAAAUUAGUCAUCAAUUGUCAAGUACAGUGUUUUUAAUGAGUUGAGGGUGCACAUUUUCGAACAUCAGUGAGUGCUUCCCAGAUAUACCCAUUUGUUCAACAGAAAUUUUUAUCAAUUUAACAAUGAGCUGUUGCCGAUUAUGAGCUAUUUCAACUUUUGACUACGAUUCGGGUAUAUAACAUGAACUGCAAGUUGUUGUAAAUCCAUGUUCGCUUUUUGAACAAGAUAAGGUGAGAGAAAGUGUUGCUUAAAAGUUAUGGAAAAGAAUCUAAACAACGUAACUUAUAAUUUGAACAUCAACUCUUUGCACUAAAUUUACCGUCAAAUUUCAACCGUAUCGUUCUGUCAACUUGAAGUCAAGAUGGCUAUUGGAAUUAGUUUGCACCGAAGACGAGUGCUAAAACAUUGUAAUUAAUGGGUAUAAUGAUUUGGCCUGCGUGUUGAGCACGUUUACUUAAUUCAACACAUGUCUAGUUGACGCGUUUCAUUACAAUCAAAUUUUAGUAGAUUAAUUAUUCAUUUUAAUUUCAACUAUUUCAUAAAAAAUACGUAAGACUUGCAAUGCAAUAAGAUUUGAGGAGCUAGUUACUGUUUUAUUCGUUAGUCCUAUGGCAAAAAUAUUCGGUACUGGAAUUCCUAUCCAAAAGUUCUCAUAAAAUCCACUCAAAUGGGUCAAAAACCGCAAAAUGCAAUAGGAUUGUAUUGUUUUCUAUACGGUUUUUAAUCCGUUUGAGUGGAUUCUAUGGGGUCUUUUGAAAAGGGACUUCACUGCUGAUAAAGAGAAGUUACGUAUUAAGCCAUUUCAUAGCAUUGAUUAGUAUAUAAUAGGAACAUUUUGAUCGUGUUUUCAUUAAUUAUAUAUUUUUCAUCAGCGGGUAAACAGCCAUUUA
Microplitis demolitor is the source of this 2639-nucleotide messenger RNA. RefSeq names its product protein will die slowly. Gene Ontology annotation, molecular function: protein binding. The record is from RefSeq and is a predicted model, not a curated record. Bases 259 to 1257 code for a protein of 332 amino acids. NCBI's taxonomy places the organism in Eukaryota, Metazoa, Arthropoda, Insecta, Hymenoptera, Braconidae. The transcript is spliced from 2 exons.